CAUGCAUCAAGUGUAACAACAGUUUAGUUUUUCCCGGGAACCUGAAGCAGUGUGUUGUUAAGCGCUGCUGCUCCAAGUGCGAGCCAAGUGCCAAAGUAACGGACUCAGUAGCAACAGCAACAGCAACAGCAGCAACAGCAGCAACAGCACCAACAACGAGUACAACAAACAGUCAAAGGCUGGCGAAUUUAAAACUGAAUUACAAUCAGAGCCCAACUCAAAUCGAGUUUGAGUGUUGACUCCAAAAUUAUUUUGUUUACUUUUUUUGUUGUUGUUGGCCAAACAAACGAAAUUUGUUUUGAAAUCAUUGCGUGCAUUUUUGAUUAUUUUUUUGAAGUGUUUCGAGAUCCGAAGAGAAAACAAAACUCGAAAUAGAAUAAGCCGUUGGAAUCCGAAUGCAGCCGAGCUAAAAAGCCAGGUACAUUUACAUUUUCGUGGAGCUGGUCGGGCCACAUAAUUAAAACGAAACGAGAGCUGGCUACAAAUAUUUGCAUAAAACGCUGUCGGGCUAAUAAGUAAUGAACUAAGCCAACUUAAAAAGGCAUACAGGGCCCUGAACAAAAAACCAUUGCAAAUACAGAAGAUACAUACUACCCGAGUGUCCCUACCGAAAGUCCCUGGCACGCAUAAAGCAUAGAAUUUAUAGAGCCAACGAUUGCAAUACAAAGGGCAACAGCUCAAAAUAUAUUGAAUAAUCAAGUGCAUUGCGCGACUUCUUUGAAAUUUAUGCAACACUGGAAAUAGCGCCACAAAGCCAAAAAGGAUAAAAAUACGCAACAGCGAAAGAGAAACGUAGAUACAGCAAGAGAGGGAGUGAGAGAGAGGAGAGAAAGGGAGAUUGUGAGAGAGGGAGAGGGAAAGCAACAGUGGCAACAUUGCCAUAUAACGGGAUUUUUCGCCUGAUUUACUGUUUGCUGUGCUUGCAGCCAACAGCGGAACAUCAAUCCCUUGCCAAGCCAGCACCUUUUACAGCAACAGCAGCAACAACAACAACAGCAACAAAAUGCGUGGCCGUCACUUGCGCCGACGUUUCAGCCUGCAGCCCUCGUUCAUGAAGGAUGACAGCGCCGAGGAUAAGCCCAAGCGUGACAAAGUGGGACGCAAUAAUGCUGUGGACGAUGCCAUUGGACCGGCAAAUGCACGUCAUAAAAUUGUGGUCAUGGGCGCGGCCAAAGUGGGAAAAACUUCGAUAAUCACACAAUUUCUGUAUAACACAUUCACUACGAAAUAUAAACGGACCAUCGAGGAAAUGCAUCAGGGUAACUUUUCAAUUGCGGGCGUUAGCCUAACGCUGGACAUACUCGAUACGGCCGGCUCCUAUGAGUUCCCAGCAAUGCGCGCCCUAUCCAUAUCGUCGGCAGACGCUUUCAUCCUGGUCUACGAUGUCACCGAUGCGUCCACAUUCGAGGAGGUGCGGGCCAUACGAGAUCAAAUACAUGAGACAAAGGCAACCACAGCGGUGCCAAUUGUGGUCGUUGGCAAUAAGGUGGAUCUGCUGGCCGAGGACAGUGAACUGCGCGAGGUGGAAUAUGCGACAACCGAAUCGGUGGUAACUGUCGAUUGGGAGAACGGCUUUGUGGAGGCAUCGGCGGCCAACAAUGAGAACAUAACACAGGUAUUCAAGGAGCUGUUGGCCCAGGCCAAGAUUACGUACAACCUGAGUCCGGCGCUGCGUCGCCGCCGGCAGUCGUUGCCGCAACAAAUUGGCAACAAUGGGCCCGGUACACCGCUGCACCACCAGCACCACCAUCACCACCACCAUCAGCAGCAACAGCAGCAGCAGCAUCAUCAGGGCUCGUCGCACGGUUCCGGCUCCGGUUCGGCCUCCACAUCGUCGGGCGCUGCCGGGGGCGGGGCGCAUGGCUCCCAUACGCCAACGCCCGCUCAACUGCAGCAUCUGCAGCGCAUCCAGGAGCGCAGCCUGGGCGCCAAGCGCAACUCCUGCACCAUUUCCUAAGCCAAUCAAGGCAUUUAACUAUGUAACUGAAACUGAAACUGAAACUGAAACUGAACAAACGGUCUCCUACAAAUGGUUUUCAAUGUUUCACAAAUAAUAAAAGUUUUACAAUUUAUGGAUUUACGAUCUUAUGUACUCACGACUCAAGUGUACCUCUUGCUACUAACUUUAGUACCUAUCUAGAGCAAGUUUUUCGCUCAGUCUAAACCACACACGCUAACCUCUAUCCCUGUCUCUCUCUCUCUCUCUCUCUCUCUCUCUUUCUGUCUCCAGUUUCGACUACUUACCUAUUUUUAGCAGCAGCUAACUUUAACUAAAUUAACUACAAAUUCACAUUCCAAUAUUAAUUAUAUAUUUCUACAAAUAUACAUAUUAAAAAAAAAUUUU
Drosophila mojavensis is the source of this 2344-nucleotide messenger RNA. RefSeq names its product ras-related protein Rap-2b. Gene Ontology annotation, molecular function: GTPase activity; GTP binding. The coding region runs from base 1004 to 1957 and encodes 317 amino acids. The record is from RefSeq and is a predicted model, not a curated record. The transcript has 6 exons. Lineage: Eukaryota; Metazoa; Arthropoda; Insecta; Diptera; Drosophilidae.